AGCACCGAACAUCCUUCUGCUGGUCUCUGUCUCCGUUAUCAUCGGUUCAGCGACGCAACCACCUGUAAGGGUUCCGCCAUGAACGCAGUUCUCUCAACCGUCCUCCUCGGUUUCGACUCUGCCGCCACCGCCGGCGUUAUCAUUGGUGAUGAUGGCGGCUACGGCGCUGGACACGGCACCGGCGACGGCACUGCCUACAGGGCCGGUUAUGGCACAGGCUCCGGUGCUGGCGACGUGGCCGGUUAUAGUGCCAGCUCUGGCCCAGGCUCUGGCUCCGGCUCUGGAUAUGGCUCUGGUUCUGGCUCCGGGUCUGGCUCCGGGUCUGGCUCCGGUUCUGGCUCCGGUUCUGGCUCCGGCUCCGGCUCUGGCUCCGGUUCUGGCUCCGGCUCUGGAUCUGGCUCCGGCUAG
This is a messenger RNA of Dermacentor silvarum, 408 nucleotides long. RefSeq names its product putative per-hexamer repeat protein 5. Bases 79 to 408 code for a protein of 109 amino acids. Lineage: Eukaryota; Metazoa; Arthropoda; Arachnida; Ixodida; Ixodidae. The transcript has 2 exons. The record is from RefSeq and is a predicted model, not a curated record.